Columba livia (rock pigeon) is the source of this 11786-nucleotide messenger RNA. It is a transcript of the gene COL23A1, whose product is annotated as collagen type XXIII alpha 1 chain. The record is from RefSeq and is a predicted model, not a curated record. NCBI's taxonomy places the organism in Eukaryota, Metazoa, Chordata, Aves, Columbiformes, Columbidae. Bases 391 to 2103 code for a protein of 570 amino acids. The transcript has 31 exons.
CGGGGCCGCGCCCCCUUCGGCCGAGCACCCUGCACCCCGGAGCGGCGACUCCGGGGGGCGACGGGCGGGCGGGGACGGGGGAGCGGUCCCCGCGGGGGGCCGGGCAGCGGAGGUGGGAUCUGCUCCGCGUAAUCCCCCAUGGGGGGCGGCGGGCCGCGCUCGGAGCAUCCCCCCUUCCCCAGCGCGGGGGAGGCGGCGGGGGAGCCGCCACCCCCCGCUUCCUCCGUUUAAGACCCGGGCUGGCGGGGCGAGCUGAGGAGAGCGGUCGCUCCGCAGCUGCCGGCCCCACUUCCGCGGCGGGGCGCGCAGCGCACGGGGCGGGCGCUGGAUGCGGGGGGAGGCGGGCGGCAGCCGAGCGGGUCCCCGCGCAGCGGCGCGGAGCGCGGCGCGAUGAGCGCGGGCAGCAGCGGCGCCGCCACCGCGGCGGGCACCGCCACCUCCGCCCUCUGCCUGCUCCUCUCCCUCACCGCCGUGGCCGUCUGCCUGCUGCUGGGCGCCAAGACGGCGGAGCUGCAGGGCCGGCUGGCCGCGCUGGAGGAGCGGGGCGCCGCCGGCCCCGGGCCGCUGCUGGACGCGCUGCAGCCCCGCGUGGAGCAGCUCUUCCGCGAGAAACUGGGUGAAGGACUAGCAAAGCUGCGGACGGCAAGAGAGGCUCCCUCAGACUGCAUGUGCCCCCCAGGCCCUCCAGGGAGGCGGGGGAAGCCCGGCCGGCGCGGAGAACCCGGACCUGCAGGGCAGUCAGGACGUGAUGGUUACCCGGGCCCUCUUGGUUUGGAUGGCAAACCAGGACCUCCAGGACCAAAAGGGGAAAAGGGUGAAGCAGGGGACAUCGGCCCGAGGAUGGUUUUUCCCCGGCUCAAUCACGGAUUUCUGGCUAAUGAUCAGCUUGUCUUUAGCCGACGAGUGCUCAAGGGUGACCAAGGUCGAGAUGGAGCCACUGGCCCCCCUGGUCCACCAGGACCCCCAGGUGCCCGGGGGCCUCCCGGUGACACGGGAAAAGAUGGCCCAAGAGGACCUUCGGGCCCCCCUGGUUUCAAAGGCGAGCCAGGAGAGGAUGGCCUCAUGGGUGCCAGGGGACCUCCAGGACCAAAGGGUGAGCCCGGCAUCCAAGGGAAAAAGGGUGAUGAUGGGAUCCCUGGGGAACCAGGACUUAUGGGCCCUAAGGGAGAAAAGGGAAGCACAGGUCCCAGCGGGGAGAACGGCACAGAUGGAUCACCAGGACCCAAGGGUGAGCCUGGUGAGAAGGGAGGAAUCGGCUCCAUCGGACCCCGGGGUCCUCCUGGCCUGAAAGGGGAACAGGGUGACACCGUAGUGAUUGACUAUGAUGGCCGAAUCCUGGAUGCACUCAAGGCUGCAGGGAUACACAAAGUGAUGGGUUCACCAGGUCCCCCGGGGCCACCAGGCCCCCAGGGCGCUCCAGGUCCCAAGGGAGAGCUGGGCUUGCCAGGUCCGCCUGGACUGGACGGUGAAAAGGGUCCCAAAGGAGCGAAGGGUGACCAGGGCAGCGCGGGCAUCACAGGACAGAAAGGAGAGACAGGAGAAAUGGGCUUGUCGGGUCCACCGGGAGCAGAAGGGCCAAAAGGAGACAAAGGAGAAAAAGGAGACACCGGAUCACCGUGUUUGCAGAAUAAUCACAUCAUACCCGAGCCUGGACCCCCCGGAUUACCCGGCCCUAUGGGUCCUCCAGGAAUCCAGGGGCCUAAAGGCUUGGACGGUGCAAAGGGAGAAAAAGGUGACAGCGGUGAGAAGGGCGACCACGGUGACACUGGACCUGCUGGUCUCCCGGGCGCUCCAGGGCUCAUCGGUUUACCCGGUACCAAAGGAGAGAAGGGAAAGCCAGGGGAGCCAGGAUUGGAUGGCUUCCCAGGUCUCAGAGGAGAGAAAGGAGAGAGAAGUGAAAGAGGGGAGAAGGGAGAGCGAGGAAUACCGGGGCGAAAAGGAGCCAAAGGGCAGAAGGGGGAACCGGGUCCUCCCGGACUGGAUCAGCCUUGUCCCGUGGGAGGUCGUACUAUUGCAGGCAGCCAAGGGGACGCAGGUUUGCCAGGCCUGGCCGGGGGACCGGACGGACUGCCAGUAGCAGGAUGUUGGCAUAAGGUACAGUAAUAAUGAUAAUUGUAUAUCCUGGAGCGGGUCCUGAGUAAUUUGUUUUGCUGCAUGGUGAUUGUUUGUACUGACCACUUCAUUUAAGCAACAGGUUCUAUUCCUGGCAGCCCCAAGGCCAAGCCUUGGGAGAGCAGGACUCAAUCUGGCUUUGUCUCUUGUUCCCCACGGCUGUCAGCUGGUGCUAGCAACACCGCUCCAAAAAACUUGUUAAGCAUGAAAAAUCACUCGCAUUAAUACUGUCGAUAGCAAUGCCUUUUCUUCAGGCUUGCUCAGACUGGGCUUCUGUUCUGGCCCAGGCAGUUCAGGAACCCCGCGUGCAAAGAUUGCUCCACUAUGCAAAAUGUGCUGGUGUGACUUGGCCCAUCCCCUCCAGCUGAGACUUUUACACUACGAUGCCUCUUUGUCGCAGAGUUACAAAACACUUGUUUCCAAAGACUCCUCUGCCAUUCUGAUUAUAAUCCACAACCACUAUGCUGCUCCAAUCAGUAAAUCAGGGUGCAGGUGGUCAGGUAAUUUGGGGUAAUUUGUACCAUCUCAGCACCCAGAACAGCCAGGGGUUGUAAGUGCUAAAGGCAGCCCAGGAGAAUGAGGGGAAAUGUCCCCCCUACAAUGAGGAUUUGAUCCAGACGUGUAGGAGGAUGCUCAAACCUCAUUCUCCAACGCGGUUAUGACACUGAAGCUGAGUGGAAAUAUUAAUCCGGUUUCAAACACGUGGUAUGUGAACACAGUCUAACAGCAAGCGUGUUACUAACUGGUUGCAAACCCUCAGAAUGUGAGCACGCCCUUAGCAUAUAAAAGUUUUUAAUUCUGUGGUAAGUUACUUGAAUGUGCUGUUAAUAUUAAAAGCAAUCUGAAUGCCAAUCCUUAUAAUAUUAACAAGAAUAGUAAAUGUAAGGAAGGGAGCAUUUCUCUUUGAUUAAAAUGUUUGUCUGUGUGUUCUUUUUCAGUGAUCUCUAAGCAUGGAGCACAAUGUGUAAAUAAUGUGAUAUAUUUUGAUCUUUUUAAUUUUUGUAUAAAAAAAGGGAAAAAACCCUUUCAACAGUAAUAUAUUGACCUUUUUUUAUACUGGAUUCUGUCAUUUAUGGACUCUGAAAAUAUUGUAAAGCUCCGAAACCCAUAAGAUGCACGUGAUAACAUCAGGAUUUGGUGAAGGUGCCAAUGACGGUAGCUGGGAAUGAACAGCAUUCACGGCUGAUGUUGCUGCAUGAACUAACAGUACUGAGACUGCUGCCUCGUGUGCCUUAUCGCAUGAAGGAGGGAGAAAUCCCUGCCCUCUCAACUCUGUAUUUGCACUGCACAUGCACAUUAAAAGGGUGAAAAAAACUGGCUGAAGACAAAGAAGAAAAGGAUGCAGCCCUAGAAUUGAAAAAAGCUGCUGUGUUCCCUUGGGUCAAACAAGAGAAGGACUUGCGACGCGCAGAGGAAACGAAGCCAAGCUCCAUUCAUUGCUGCCUGCUGUUGAUACGACGGAAACAGCAAAUCUUUGGCUAAACAGAACAACCUUGACUACCUGUGGGUGUUCCACUACUAUCAAGGCAAACCAUUUUAUCUCAAGAGGGUCCUGCUCUGAGGUCUGUGGCCGAAGGUGUGCAAAGCGCUUCCUUGCUGUGGAACCCAAAUUCCCCAAGAAAACAUCCACUGCAAAAUUUCAAAAAACAAAAACCUAGUCAGAUUUUCAGCGCAGAGAGUUGCAGGCUGAAAUAUCUUUUUAAACAAGAGAGCACAUCAUGUUGCUGUUUGGGUUCCCAAAACUUGGGAGUUUGGAGUAUUUAAUUGUCUUGGUUUGUGGAGUUCAUUGGUGUUUGAUUUUUCUUGGUUUACAUUGUUUCAGUUGUAAACUCUGUAACUCUGCACACUCAUCUUGUCCUGUUUGUCUCCCCUUUUUGGUCUCUUUCUUUUAAUUAUCUCAUAUCAGGCACAUCCCAUGCAGAGCAGGGUAAUGAAUAAAGGGAGGAUUACAGUUUCGGUAUCGGCAUAUGGCAUUAAGUGAGCUCAAUUAAAAAUUUGCAAACUAUUCCAUUGUUCACAUUUUUAAAGAUGUUGGAAAAAACAGAUUGUGCAGUAGAAAGCCAUAAAAAUUAUUUCGGGGAGGAAAAGAAUGGCUUACAGCCGAGUCUGGUCAGCUUACAAUGAAGAGGCGAUCAGAUUCCAUUAUAGGGAGGAGAUACUUUAUGUUAACAAGUUCCUAAAUUGAACAGAGAAAAAUGUACAAAUAUCCAUCCAAUGUGUGGAAACUGAAGCUACACAAAAUCAAAUAAACUAAGCCAUGGAUUUUUAAUGGUGAGACUGGUUAAUCCUAACCAGACCAGUGAUGUAAUCCCCAUCACUUUAAUGCCUUUUUGAUAUAACAGAUAAUUUCUUGAGGAAAUACUUUAGUCCAAUAGAAGCUGCUAGGCUCUGUGAGGAGUCUUAGGUGAAAUUAGGAGCAUGACGGUGCUAUGAAACCAGAUGACGGAAAGGCUCUUUGUGGCCUUGACCUUGUAUUACAGAAGGGAGGCGGUUUUGGUGCAUUGGGGAGGUCUGAACCCUCUGUUAGAUCCUUGUUCCACUGCAUUUCUUAUAGCAGCUACUGCCAGAGAGGACUUGAGAGAGGAAUGAGACCGUCCAGGGGGAAAAUCUACCCUGUAGAUGCUGACCUAGCGCUUGGGGGGUUCUUGCUCCGAUAUUCUGAAGAACAGCAGGAACAUGCUCGGUGCUCCACGCAGGUUGGGUGACAUUUGACUGAUGUCUGAGUUGUUAUCUGUGACUGAGUCCUAUGUGUCCUUGAGGUUUAUUCUUCUAGUCAGCUGGGAGCAUUUGUUAUUUGCUGGUAAAUGCUGAAACGGCCAUGGAGCUUGGGCUGUAGGGCCAUAUGGACACAGAAGACUGAUGGCUGUAGGUAGUCAACUUCUGUUACGCUUGUUAGCUGCUGAGGGUCUGCACCUGCACACUGCUUGCUUUCUGGUUGUACUUAGCAUCUUUACCGGUUACUGACCAUUUUCUUGGUCACCAUAUAGAUUAAAUCUGUGUAAAUUCAGAUCAACUAACGAAUCAAGAAACAAGAACUGUGUAACUCAAAACAGCAAUGAAAAUGCAUUUUUAUUUACUUCCAUUUCAUGUUGUUAGCUAUCACUUUUGACGUAGGGGUUUUUAAAGGCAUAAGGAGCCUCCAAAGCUCCCACUGGCUUUUAGUGCUCUUGAAAAACCCCUGUACUGUCCCAAAUUAAAGCUAAAAAUCAUCUUCUGUGGAAGGUUGAAGGCAAAUCUCUCAUUGAUGUCACCGGGAAGAAGAUCUGUAAUUGUUCCCUUAAUGUACAGUUGUUCUUCCCAUCUCCCCCAGUCAUCUCAAACUAAAAGCAAUUCACUACUCCAAACCACACUGUGGGCUUCUACAAAUUCCUGCACGUGUCCUGUUCAUGGAACCUCUAUCGAUAUCAAUGAGAGUUCAGUCCCCAGAAUGACUGCAGAAAGCACAAGAAUCUGGAAGUGUCCACAAACAAUCUACAAUGCAGAUAGAAAAGUCUUGUUUUACAUACGCUGGCAAAAACUAAACAGCUUUCUAUCUAGCUCCUACUCGAAGAAGUUUGAUAUCACUGAAGCUACAAGACAAGCUAACCUCCAAAGCUUAUGAAAUUAUAUUAAAAUUUAUAUUUUCUCUGAGGAAAUACCCCGAAGUCCUAUUAUCUUCAGGUAAACAAGUCAGUAUUCCGUCUUCAACUUGUGGAAUAUCCAGUGCUUGUAGGCAUCAACUGUGACCACUGCCAGGCCUGCAAAACAUUGAUACAGAAUACCAGAAGAGUGCUUUACCCGUUGCUCUAACCACUCCGCAUGGCAGCCGUCCCCCUCCCAACACAGCCUCUGCGGCCACAGAACCCAAGACAUUUGCUUGUACCAGAGGAGCAGAGCUCAUUCGGAAUCAACUAAGCCUCCUAAGUGUGGAUUUCCUCCCCAUCCCCGACGCGCAGCCUGAGCACACUCGGUAUUUCCAUGCCGGUCGAGGAGGAAGGCUGCAAUCAUCUUCCUAGCACAGAACCGUGGCUGGUAUCCGCCCCAUCGGCGCUACCGCCUCGCUGCCAAACCUUUCAGUGAUCGAUCAUCUUUGAGAAUUCCCGGGCACAUGCUGUCUCUGCAUUGGUUUGUUCUGCAUCCCAAAUGCAGCGAAUCCAGCACAUAACAGCAGAUCCAUCUGUGCACCUGCAGCAAGUCUGGUCUGUUCAGGACACUUGAUCUCCUGCACAGACCAGCACAGCCCGGGUGCAGCAGCUUCUCCGCACUCCUGCCGCUCCCGUUUCCAUUAGAAAUGCAGGCGGGUACGGAUCCUACUAUAUACAGCACCUACUGCCACUUGGUCUACGAGGAACUAACCAGGAGAUCUCCAAGGAUCUGCUGGUGGUUCCUCUACUCUCCCAGCCCCUCCUGAUGCAGGCAGAGCUGGGAUGGGCGCUGGGAUGGGCGCUGGGAUUGGCGCUCAAGGUGCUUCCCGGUUCCCAGCUCAGUUCAGUGCGCCUGGCCUUUGUAUUCUGAAUUCAGCAUUCCUUAUCGAUCGUAUCAUGCAGAUCCACAGACUGCAUUAGAGGAUCUGUUGAUUUUUGUAUUGACUACACAGAGUCUAAGAGGAAAUCUGCUUAGACUUCCAUGUGCUUUCCACACACACAUAUUUAGAAGAGUGGGUUGACAAAUGAUAAAUUGUUUCAGAGCAGCCAUGAUCCUAUUGGGAAGAGUUAAAAAAAAGGAUGUGCUUUGCUUAGCAAAUGCAUUCCAGAUCAGUUGAUUAUUUUCUCCUUCCAUAUGAAAAUGUUUAUGUGGGUCUUUUUGAAUACUUUGAGCUUGCAAAAUAGCUCACAAAGUUGAAUUUGACUUUUAGGUAGUACUGGCAGUCUUGCUCAAAACUCAGUCAUUAUGUCAGCCUCUCACCAAGCAUAGUGCAUUUUUUUCUCUCCAGGAAACCUAUUUAGGUUUUAUUUUGUCUUUUUUUGUUGUUGUUGUUUUCCCCUCUGGUUUAAGAGAAAGUUUGUUUUACAGGAAUUCAGAAAUGCAGCUAAAUGUUACCACGAGAUGUCAGUAGCAAUAAAGGUGAUUGACAGGGAGGCUGCUAAUGCUUAUGAAAUGUAGGUUAAUGUGAGACUGAGCAACUGUUUAUCUUGAUCACUAAAAUCUUCAGUAUGUUAGCUUCAUGGGUUCACCAAUAGACGUUUUGGGUAACACACUUCAGCUUACUGGUCUUGGGGGAAUCCAAAGCACAGCUAAAUUUAUCUUUGUUUUCUACUUCCCAAAACAAAAUUAUUAGUCUAAUUUAACUGACCAUGAAAGCAUGGUGAUUUCCAUUAUAACCACAUCUGCCUGCUGUCCAGGAGCAAAGGACAAGCAGCUUUCUUUAAAGCUUGUUUUAUUUGAAAUAGUAGCGAACGACCAUCUUCCCAGUUAUAACCAACAUCCUAACAUGCUGUAACCAAAUCAGUUUUGGAAGCAAAGCUCCCAAACUGAGUCCUAAGAGCCCAAGAACUCACUUGAAACCCCUCGAAGGUUUUCCAGCCCCCAAGCCCUGCAGGGAGGACACAGCAAAUCCAUUUGGUGACCGUGGCCAGAGCUGCUGCCCAUGGUGUUGUGGUUGUGUGUGUCCUUGUCCUGGCCCCUGGCAUUCAGGACCCGGCUGUCGGGAUGGGGAGCGCUCCCUAAAGCUUGGGGGGAGAAUGGAUUGUGUGGGAAAGGAACACGGCCAAAUAAACCGUGUUUCUCUAACUCCAGUUUGGUCCUGAAAGCAACUCGAGAGGCCCCGUGCCAGAGCCUGAACCUGAUGAUUUGGCCUGUGCUGAUGAGGGCAGGGGAGAUUAAUUAGAGUUUUGUGGCUGACUUGUGGGCUUGGACAGUGAGUUUGGGAGUAUUUCUCUGGGUUAUGAAACAGAUGGCAGAGAAAACCCUGUCUGAUUCCAAACUGAAACUUUCUAAGCCCUAAUACAGGGGGGGUUUAGUUUUUGGGUUUAAAAAAAAUAAUAAUAAUCAAGACAUUGCCACAUGCUUUGUUUUAUUCUCAUGGGGGGAGCCGCCUUUCUUGUGUACACUGCUUCUAACACUUGCUGUAUAUGAAUUUAUUUCCAUAUGGAUUUUUCUCCUGUGUAUUUAAAAAUAAGAAUGUUUCUUCUAACAAUAAGAGACUUUCUGAUGUGUUUUCUUUUUAGAAAACCAACAGAUUUAGGUGAGCUUUUGUCUUCUGUAAUUUCAUAAAGUCACCAUUUGAAAUCCUUAAGCAAACGAGCAAAACACGUGUGAGGUUUCCACAGUCCAAUACAUCCUCCGCAAUGAUGAAAAAGGAGAUGCAACGGAGAAUGACACGUCAGGUUUUGAGAUUGUUAUGAAGCAUAUUUGUGAUGACCAAGGCUUUUCAUGCCAGCAAGUCUGUUUUCUAGUGUGGCUACUUUCUCCUUUUCCCCCACAUACAAGCUCAGUGUCCCGUUCCAGCCGCUGUCACCGUGCACAACCGUGCCGAGCGGGGUGACACCAGCCAAGAGCUCAGGCUGCGCCCUCGCUGUCUUGCCAGCCCACAGCUCAGAAGGAAGCUCCGCAUUUUUAUCUAUAACACAUGGUUUUGCAAUCAGCCAAAUAUAGCAGACUUUUGGCCCAGAACGUAAGAACUCGCCCAUUUGUAAUGCAUAGCCUAAUUAAAAUAUUAAGAUGCCAGAAAUUGCCAGCUUUAUCGUAAUGGUAAAUAACCAUCCUUGGUCAAUAUAACUUGUUAGCCUGUAAAUUCGGUGUGCAUUAUAAAGUAUUCCAGCUUAGGAUUCCUGCUCAUUGAAUACUGAUUUACUGCUGCCCUCUAGAGGAGACGAUGUUUUUAAUGGAGAGAAACACAUGUUCUGCCAGGACAAAUUUUGUACCAUGACACUGUCCCUUAAUUGACAGCACACAUUGGGAUGGGUACAUGACUGUUUUGCAUAACUAUAUGGCUUGAAUAGAUAUUUGUAAAACGGGAGCAAAUAGAUAGAAACUUCAAUCUUUUUUGCAAAUCUGGUAGUUCUUUUUUGGGAAAUACCAUCAUAUCCUCACUUCCUUCUCACUUUUAUUUUUUUAGUCCCAACGUUGCCCAGACAAAUUUAAAGUGUUAUACGCUUAAAAUCAAUCUGUAGUAGGUUGCCAUUCAAAUUUCCAUUUUAAAAUUCUAGAGUGGAAGCUUUUGGAAGCUUUGAAUUAUUUUUCUUUACAAGCAACAGAUUUAUAUAUAAGACACGCAAAAAUAUUAUUAACAACAAAUGAUAAAAAAGGGAAAAAUUUUACAAGUGUCCCCAAACCACUUAUCCUGGGUAAAUACUGUAGGUAUCAAUCCAAAUGCAGGCCAGUGAAUCUAGUGCCAGUUUGCCCCAGUAUAACUAGUAGAGUUAGUCCCAGUGUCCUCAGUAGGUGUCCGAGGGUGGAUGGAAUAAAACCUCCAUACUGCUUUACCUCAUUAAAAGCCCCCAAGUUUUAGGUGGCAAGUAUCUGCUGACAUGCUUAACAGCACAGCCAGCCUGCCAGGGCUAUAACCGGGAAGGUCUGUCAAUGAGAGAUGAAGUAUUUUAAUAGAUUUCAAGAGACCAAAGCCACUUGAGCUUGCCAAGGUCAUCACUGUGGCAUAUACUGACCUUGGCAACCUCACAGGACAGUGUUUAUGUAAGAAUGCUUCUUGGACCAUCCUGCGAUACUGAUUUUAAACCGAACAAAGAAAGGUGUGGGGGGGAAGAAGACAUCUGCUCCCUCUAGUUAGUCCAGUCUCAUUGGAGUGACCUUUUAAUUGUGUUGCUGGCACUGCAGUGAACCCGACUGUAAUUAGUACAGUUUGAAAUACUUCACAGCUCUGCUUUGGGGAAUCUAUUGCAGACUGAAUCAAACCAGUGAGUAAAAUUCCAUUUCCUAAACAUCGUUUUCCUUGAUUAUCAUUUACAUUUGUAAGCUAAAAAAUGACUUCUAGUAUUUUCAUGUCCCCAGGUGAACCCGAAACUUUCCCAUACACUUGUGUACCAUUAGCUGGGAUGUCUAACAAUUGUGCAAUCUGCAGCUAAAGUAAGUGCCGAAAAACUGUCACUUAGAAAUGAAUGGGAGGACUUAAUAGAUUGUAUGACUCUACACUAAUGUAGAGAGCCUGGGGGAAAACCACAGGAAAGCUGGGAAACUUGAGUUUUGAAUGCGUAAAAAGUUGCAUUAUUGACAACAGAGUGGAAUAAGAAAUGCGUUAUUAACAUUUGCGGUUUUCCUGUGUCUUAGGACAACAAUCAACCCCUGUUCACCAAGUUCUAGUAGAAGUUGCCUCCUAGUUGCGCAGUUUCAUGUAACAGUCAGCUCACUUGUGUGUCUGUGUGUGGUUUCUUAUAUAAUGUAGAUAGUAACGAACAGAAACUUAAAAUGGAGAUGUCCCAACUAUCUGAAAUCAUUUUCUCUGUAAAGGAAAUUAAUACCACUUGAUUUUUUUUUAAUAUGCUGAACACUGCACUGUAUGCUUAACUUUGAGAGGUGCGUUUGGCGUGAUAUUAUGAAGUACAGAUGGGUGCAUAUCAAAUCUGCAUUUUUGCACUUACAUACAAAACUAGGACUUGGUUUUGGAAAGCAAAAGCACCCACGUUACCCAGUGAAUUUCCAAAUAAAGCAGAAGAGGUAGGAAAUUGGCAAGGGCUAGAAUGGAGCUGGAGUCCUGUUUUGUUUGCUGGUGACGUUUCAUAGACAGAGUGCAGUUUUAUGGAAAAUUUCAUAGCAUAGCAACUCUUUGCACUAUGAUUUGGGGGCCUUUUUUCAAAAAUAGCCUACUUGAUGAAUGUUCAGUACAAAAUGCCAGUCAGAACUGAAAGCCACCUGCUCUGGUGCAUUAAAUUACUUUGGAUGUAGAAGUAUUUUGAAACCAGUAUGUACACUAGCACUGAGGUGUGAUUUCGGAAACAGCAGAAAUUGAGAAGAUAUACCUGCUAGUAUUUAAAAUCUAAAUGAAAAUCUGACUUAUUUAUCUACAGUUAAGGAAAAAUACAUGCAAUAUGUGCUUUAUCUGUCCAUAUUUGUUUUGAAAUGAUGCUAAUGGGGCUUAAUCCUCUACCAUGUUAUGCAAGUGUCCCUUUUUAUGUGAGUGGUUGCAUCACUUCAGUAAGGCUGUUCAGAGGAGAAAGGGCCAUUCGUGUGUGUGCAGUUUGGACACCUUGCAAAAAGUAGUUUUGUUAUGACUGUAUUUACAUGGUAUUUUAUACAAAGCUGACUAAAUCUCUGUAAAAUGUAUCACCUUUAAAAAGAAGUAUAUACAAAAUGUACUUAACAUCUCUAUUGCAAACUCUUUCUGAUUUUUAAUCAUGUAUGUGCUGUGAAAAGUAUUCUAUUUACUUAUUUCUUGGGGAAACAACUGUUCUAAAAAUGAAGGCAUUAACAACAGUAUUUCUUAUUCAUUGUUUAAACAUGUUAAAAUAGUAUUACUUAGUACUGCAUCAUGUAUUUCUAGUUUAAAGCUGUAAUGGACAGUACAUUAGCUUAAGACCUCAAAAAAUAUAUUUUAUUGUGCUUUCUGUAAUAAAAGCAAGGACUAGAUUUUUAAAAAAGGUCUCUCUGUACAGAUUACCUUUACAAUUGUGUGAAUAUGUAUAAUGAACUCUGCAUUUAUAACCAAGAAUAAACUUUCCUAAUUGUAAAUGUUCAGGUUGUUAUUAUAAAGAUACUUAAUAUCUUAACCAGACAAGAGUUCAAAUAAAGAUUAACAGCCAUUA